Molecule: messenger RNA, 1496 nt
Organism: Schizosaccharomyces japonicus yFS275
Lineage: Eukaryota; Fungi; Ascomycota; Schizosaccharomycetes; Schizosaccharomycetales; Schizosaccharomycetaceae
Product: phosphoglycerate mutase family protein
Exons: 4
Coding region: 90-722 (210 amino acids)
Molecular function (GO): catalytic activity
Source: RefSeq, a predicted model, not a curated record
ACAAGUUGGGGCAAAUCCUGAUAUCGCAUCUGAGCUUAAAUAGCUUAAUCAUCCGCGCCAAAAACGGUUUGUCCUUCACAUAUCACAGAAUGCGCGUCUUUCUCGUUCGUCACGGUGAAACUGACAGAAAUAAGGCGAAGAUUUUGCAAGGAUCUUUCGAUGCGGAAUUAAACGCGGAUGGCAAGCAACAAGCAGAAUUAGUGGCUAAAAGACUUGCAAAACUCGAUGUAGACCAGGUCUUUUGCAGUACAAUGUCGCGUUGCAAACAGACGAUUGCUCCGUUCGUUAAGACUCGCCCUGAUGUUCCAAUUGAAUACUCAGACUUAAUCCGUGAGCGCGUCUUUGGUGAACUUGAGGGAAUGCCAGUCGCUGAAGCAAAGAAGCUCUUGGCAGAGAAUCACCCAGACCGUUUUGGCGAAGGUUACAGCAGCCUUUUGAAACGGUUGCUGAAGUUUUGGGACGAAAAGAUCAUUCCAUUGUACGGACAGAAGAAGUGCGUCGUUGUGCUAUGCCAUGGAGGCGUUAUCAAUGCUCUUCGUGACCAUUUCAUGCAAGAGAAGGGUUUUACCUUUGAAAAAGAGAAACAUGAAAAGAAAUUUAUUACAAGUAACACUGGUGUUACUGAAAUUGAGCUUCUCUCUAAGGAAGGAGGACACAUUCAUUGUUUUGGUGACACUUCACAUUUAGAUGAGGCUGCUAAUUGUGCUCCACAAGAACAGUAAGGGAGUAAGCAACGUUUUCUUUUCAUUUAAAUACACUUGAAUAUAUUAACAGAAUUUUGCCCCAUAACGCUACAGACUAAAGGCUCAGACGUUGUCUGGAGCAAGCGUAAUCAUGUGAAAAAAGUAUCUGAAACAGACAGCAAUUGCCAGGGAGAGAGGCAUCAGGUUCCAGAACUUCCCGAAGCAACUAUUUAAUAAAACAAAACAGAGUAAGCGAGAAAAACCUUACCUAAUCCAAAAGAAAAAAAAAGAUAUUAGUUGCAAGACAACAGCUUCAACAAGUGAAGCGUAAAAGUGCCAACAAAGAACAAAAACGUCAACGAAAAUACAAAAAAAAGGAAAAAGGAAAACGUAUGCAAACAUUCGUGCACGUAAUAUUAGGGCAUAUUGGUCAUAACAGUUUUAGAAUUUUCAGAAGGUUCUUCUGCAUUGCCUCGUUGAAAUUUCUCAACAACUGCAAUAUGUUAGAGGUACCGCAGAAGGUAUACACAAAUCAUGCGUACCUAAAUACAGAUGUUUUCCAUAUGUAUAAUUUUUUAGUACGUUUAGAUGAGGAUUAAGAACUGUAAUUAUACGAUCCCUCAACUCAGGUUUUGACACAUCAAUAAGCUUUUGGAUCACAUAAUUCGCAUACUUGUCUUUGAUUAGAUUGAGCAAGUAUGUGUCGCUGAAAACACUGUUAGUAAAUAGAGUUGAUAAGAUUCUAAAGAAAUUCGUUACUUACCCGUCCUCGUUUUCACCAAGUAAGCUGUUAAAGAACCGUUCACGAUCAGU